AUGUACUCCCCCAGAGCGCCGCAGGCUCGCGCACCGACCACGCCGCCACCGCCACCUCUCGCGCGUGAGGUCGCGGAGCCUUUGCUGGUGGCCCUGGAGCAGAACUGCCUGAAGCAGGUGCGCCUCACCCUCGAGGCGGAUCCCGCCUCGGCCGCGUCGCCGUUCUGGGAGCCGCGCUUCGAGUGGCCGCUCUGCGCCGCGGUGCGCCUCGGCUGCGGCGCGGACGUCGUCGGCCUGCUGCUCGAGAGCGGCGCGGCGGUGGACGUGCGCGACGCCAGCGGCGCCGGGGCGGGGGGCAGGGCGAGCAGCGUGCCCCCCCUGGGCCCGCCGGGCGUGCCGGGCGCCGCCGGGUGGCUGGAGCGGGUGCGCGGGGCGUCCCCCGCCCAGCGCGAGCGGAGCGUGGCCGCGGUGCUGCUGCAGGCGGGCGCGGAUCCAGAGGAGCGCCACCGCGACCUCGCGGGCAGGGUGCGGCCUUCGAGUCUGGAGCUCGCCAGGCGCGCCGGGAAGGAUCACCUGGUGGGCCUGUACGAGAGCCACGAGAGGUCGGCGCGGGGAUCGGUGUUCGUCGUGGAGGUCUCUUUCGUGGAGAUCUACGUCGGAGACGGCGAUAGGGAGCAGCUCUUCGACCUGUUGGACGACAGCGACAGAAAGAAGCUGGAGGUCAAGCAAGAUCCGCUAAGCCUCAGGUCCUUCGUCUGCGACGGCUUGCGGAGGGUCCCGGUGGCGAGCGCGGCGGAGCUCUGCCAGGCGAUCGGCGCGGGGCGGCGGCGUUGCGCGCUGCUGGAGAGCGCCCGAGGCAUCCGCGCCCGGCUCGCCCACUGCCUGCUGACGCUGACCCUGGAGUGCCUGAGCAUCCAGCCCGGCAGCUCCGAGACGCUCGCGCAGCGGGGCAAGCUCGUCCUCGCGGACCUGGCCGGGUCCGACGGCGCCUCCGAGCCGCGGGGCGACGACGAGGGCCUCCUGCGGCGGCGCGCCGCCCUCGAGCGGGCCUUCGCGGCCGUCGGCGCGGCCGCCAGCGGCGCCGGCGGCGCCCAGGCGCCGGGCCCGCGCGACUCGGCGCUGGCGCUGCUGACCCGGGACUGCCUGGGCGGCGGGGCGCUCUCCCUGCUGGUCACCUGCCUGAGCCCCGAGCUGGAGGCGGCGUCCGAGACCGUCAAGACGCUCACGUGGGCACAGCAGCUGGUGACCACCAGAAGCAUGGCUGGUGUGAGCAACAUCAACAAGGAGCAGAGCAAGCUGAGCGAGAUGAAGGAGAAGCACGCGGACGCCCUGCGGGCGCUGCAGGAGUCGGUCCACUCCAGCAAGAAGGACAGGGAGGAUGAGCUGAGCGUGACGCAGGCGAGGAAGAUCGACGAGCUGCGGCAGGACCUCACGCGGUCGCUGGGCGAGGAGCUGGAGCAGAUGCGGCUGCAGGCGCAGCAGGACUUCGAGGAGCUCCGCGUUUCCCUAG
Molecule: messenger RNA, 1450 nt
Organism: Prorocentrum cordatum
Lineage: Eukaryota; Dinophyceae; Prorocentrales; Prorocentraceae
Source: the annotation of a GenBank genome assembly